Molecule: messenger RNA, 453 nt
Organism: Necator americanus (New World hookworm)
Lineage: Eukaryota; Metazoa; Nematoda; Chromadorea; Rhabditida; Ancylostomatidae
Exons: 4
Coding region: 1-453 (150 amino acids)
Source: RefSeq, a predicted model, not a curated record
AUGUGCAAAGUUUUGGAGCAAAUCAUCCUGAUCGGCUUUCGCCUUGGUUGGUCGACGAUUAGCGAGGUGUUCAAUGUGAGAAGAGUGAUUGAAGUGUGGCAGUGGAAAGUUCGCUGCCCUAGUCGAGGACAUGAAUCGAAGAACAACGGAUUCAACUCGUUGACCAAGUGUCUGUGGUCGACCCUCAUCGCCAACGAAAUCAAACUGCGAGUCUACCAAUCUGCACUUCGCCUUCUCAUGAUGUACGGAUCGCAGUCGCACUUGGGCAGCAGCGUCGACGGUGAUGGAAAAGCUAAACUGCUAAAGAGAAUGUUCGCUUCUUUGAUAACUCAAAGGUUCAAUGAACACCCACGAGAAAAGGCUGAUGGGAAAACAACAGUGUUUCUCGAUGAAAAAUUAAAUUUGGGAAUUGCAUUGCUUUAUUUUGCCAAUCUCGAUGUGGAAUUGGGCUGA